This is a messenger RNA of Micropterus dolomieu (smallmouth bass), 3304 nucleotides long. It is a transcript of the gene camk2d1, whose product is annotated as calcium/calmodulin-dependent protein kinase (CaM kinase) II delta 1. The transcript has 18 exons. Gene Ontology annotation, molecular function: calcium/calmodulin-dependent protein kinase activity; calmodulin binding; ATP binding. Gene Ontology annotation, biological process: protein phosphorylation. Bases 267 to 1703 code for a protein of 478 amino acids. NCBI's taxonomy places the organism in Eukaryota, Metazoa, Chordata, Actinopteri, Centrarchiformes, Centrarchidae. The record is from RefSeq and is a predicted model, not a curated record. Gene Ontology annotation, cellular component: neuron projection; cytoplasm.
UCCAAGUGUCUGUAUCAGACUUAACACAACAGCAGGUCGCGACGUCUCUGUCAGGUCCAGGAGAAUCCGGGGUUUACGAGCAGGAGCCGGGAGGAGCGACACCGGGCGGUGAAAGACACCUAGGAGCCACUGCUGCAUCAUUCCUAAGUUCUUCUUCUCCUCCGAAACAAGUGGCACUUCGCAACACAGAAGGGAACGGAUUUGUGGAGCGCAUAAGCGACCGAGGCUUUCAGUUUCCCAAGUUGAUCUCCUGUGCUCACCUUAACAUGGCUUCAACGACCUGCACCAGGUUUACCGAUGAGUACCAGCUGUACGAGGAGCUGGGGAAGGGUGCUUUCUCUGUGGUGAGACGGUGCAUGAAGAUUUCCACAGGGCAGGAAUACGCCGCCAAAAUAAUCAAUACCAAGAAGUUGUCAGCCAGGGAUCACCAGAAGUUGGAGCGGGAGGCCAGGAUCUGCCGCCUGCUCAAGCAUGCCAACAUCGUGCGGCUCCAUGACAGCAUAUCAGAGGAAGGAUUCCACUAUCUGGUCUUUGACUUAGUUACCGGUGGUGAGCUGUUUGAGGACAUUGUUGCCAGGGAGUACUACAGCGAAGCCGAUGCCAGUCACUGCAUACAGCAGAUUCUAGAAAGUGUAAAUCACUGCCACAUAAAUGGCAUAGUGCACAGGGACCUAAAGCCGGAGAAUUUGCUCCUAGCCAGCAAACUGAAAGGGGCAGCGGUUAAACUGGCAGAUUUUGGCCUGGCCAUUGAAGUGCAGGGAGACCAGCAGGCAUGGUUCGGUUUUGCCGGGACACCAGGGUACCUGUCCCCAGAGGUGCUAAGGAAAGAUCCCUACGGCAAGCCGGUGGACAUGUGGGCCUGUGGUGUGAUCCUCUACAUCCUCUUGGUGGGAUAUCCUCCAUUCUGGGACGAGGACCAGCACAGACUCUACCAGCAGAUUAAAGCUGGUGCUUAUGAUUUCCCUUCUCCUGAGUGGGACACAGUGACUCCAGAGGCCAAAGACCUGAUCAACAAGAUGCUGACCAUUAAUCCAGGCAAGAGAGUGACCGCCACAGAUGCACUCAAACACCCCUGGAUCUGCCAACGCUCCACUGUGGCGUCCAUGAUGCACAGGCAGGAGACUGUGGAGUGCCUGAAGAAAUUCAACGCUAGAAGGAAACUCAAGGGCGCAAUCCUGACCACUAUGCUCGCCACUCGCAACUUCUCAGCAGCCAAGAGCCUGCUGAACAAGAAACCAGAUGGUGUCAAAGAGUCCAGUGAGAGUGCCAACACUACCAUCGAGGACGAGGACGUGAGAGCUCGUAAGCAGGAGAUCAUUAAAGUCACUGAGCAGCUGAUCGAGGCCAUCAACAACGGCGACUUUGAGGCCUACACGAAGAUAUGUGAUCCUGGCCUCACGUCCUUUGAACCCGAGGCUUUGGGCAACUUGGUGGAGGGCACAGACUUCCACCGCUUCUACUUUGAGAAUGCUCUGUCCAAGGGGAAGCAGCCCAUCCACACUAUCCUGCUCAACCCCCACGUCCACCUGAUCGGGGACGAGGCCGCCUGCAUUGCCUACAUCCGCCUCACCCAGUACAUCGACGGCAACGGCAUACCUCGCACCAUGCAGUCGGAGGAGACCCGCAUCUGGCACCGCCGCGACAGCAAGUGGCAGAACAUCCACUUCCACCGCUCCGGCUCACCCACCGUGCCCACCAAUUGAGAGGAUGAUCUCUGACUGCAAACAGCCUACAGCAGUCAGCUGAACAGACCCCGCCCACCAAGUGUCCGUCAGAUCCCUCAGCCAAUCCCUGCCCAUGAUAGCUAGAGCUCUGCCCUCUCAGUGUGUUGUUUACAUAUUGUCGCUGCUGGACAGAAGAUUAUUGUACAUGUUGGGGAGAAGAAAAAAAAGGUAGAAGACCUUAUUUCUUGACAAUAUCUUUUUGUAGUGAGAGUGUGUGUUGUUCAUUCCAGGAUAUUACCAUCUGCAGCAUGUUUUAUUACGCGGAGGUUUUUUAGAUCAGUAGGUUUUAAAUAGAAGUGGUUUUCAGAGCAGCCACUGGUUCCAGUUGGUUCAUUUUUAAUGGGUUGGUGAAAUAUGUGAAACUUGCAGUCAUCAUGUAGUUGCAGAUCUUUUCUUUUGAAUAUUGCACAUAUUGAGGACUCAUGAGUUGUUGUGAUUUGUCUCCUCUUUUUUUUUUUUCGCCUUUGGCGCAAUGACCAAUAUAUCACAUAUCUGCUUUUUACUCAUGUAUCUUUUCAGAACUGCCAUUUAUUAAAGCUCAGGCUCAAGCUUGCUUUCUUCUGGUAAUGUGUAGGUUUUGGUAAUUGGUGUUAAUUGCUCUCUCUUAACUUAAUCUAUUAGUAUCCAUAUGAGCUGAGUUGGCUAAUUUUACAAAUCUGUUUUGCCCUUGGCACUAAGUUGUAUUUUAUGUUUACUCAGAAUUUUAACUAUGAAUGUUUAAAAGGGAACUCAGUUGAAACGUGUUUAAUUUUGUCUGUUUUGGACCUCUAUCACGUGAGAAGAGUAUCUUCACAGAAUGGAUCUCUGAAAUACAGAGGAACGUAUAAUAAUUCAUUUAUUCUUUAAGGCCAUUCUUUAAAGCUUUUCAGUCAAAUGAUCUUUUCAUACAGUAUCAGUUGAUCCGUUUUGUUGACAUGUUAUAUCCUCAUUAUUAUCGCUUUCCUUUAAAUCUUUUAACCUUGAUUGUCUUUAUUGGUGAAUCCUUCCUUUAUCCUCUGUCCAGCUGGUGUAAGCCAAUGUUAAAGCACCAUCUUUUACACUGGACAAGACUAAAGUAGAAUCAUGAUGUUGAGACUGUCAGGAAUCUCAAGUCCAGCUGAAACGUUUGCUUCUGGAAGCACGAUUCCCAUUUAUUUUUGUCAUGGGGAAUUGGAUCAUCAGCCAGAAUUACUUAACAGUAAAUCACUAUUGUUCUUGACGUUCUAGUUCUUAUGUCACUCUUUGUUAUUUUGGUAUCACUGUUAAAUCAAAGGGAAAGAGGAUUGUCAUCACUUGCAGGUUCAGAUUAGGAGGGAUGGGAAAGAUAAUUCAGAAUCAAAGCACUGGGUAAAGGAAGCAGUCACCUUCAGAGUCACAGGGUGUCCACUGAUGGUUACAUUUGUGUUUGUGAGAUUUUGUCUUCAGAACACUGUUUCUGCAGUCUUUAAUCACAUUUGUCCCGCACACGACACAUUUUGUUUUUGUCUCAAGAUGCAGUGAAAUUCCCGAUGGGACACAUCACAUAUAUAAUGUUGCCAUGAUGGGACAAGCCUGAUGUAUGUUUAAGAAAUAUCAAAUAAAGUGUGAUUUAUGCCAAAUGA